This is a messenger RNA of Solanum tuberosum (potato), 1326 nucleotides long. RefSeq names its product thioredoxin reductase 2-like. The record is from RefSeq and is a predicted model, not a curated record. Gene Ontology annotation, molecular function: thioredoxin-disulfide reductase (NADPH) activity. The transcript is spliced from 2 exons. NCBI's taxonomy places the organism in Eukaryota, Viridiplantae, Streptophyta, Magnoliopsida, Solanales, Solanaceae. Gene Ontology annotation, cellular component: cytoplasm. Gene Ontology annotation, biological process: removal of superoxide radicals. The coding region runs from base 125 to 1111 and encodes 328 amino acids.
CUAUAGGCCACAUGUCAUAAAGAUCCACUCCAGAAAACCCAAAAACAAUAUAUAACUCUCCGCCGUCGCCGUCGUCGUCGCCGCCACCAACCACCACCAUCACCGUGUCGCUAAUAUAACCUCUAUGGCGGACAUACAGAAGACCAAAGUUUGCAUCAUCGGAAGUGGACCGGCGGCUCACACCGCCGCCAUUUACGCAGCACGCGCCGAGCUAAAACCGAUCCUUUUUGAAGGAUGGAUGGCCAAUGAUAUCGCGCCAGGUGGACAGCUCACAACCACCUCCGAGGUUGAGAAUUUCCCCGGUUUCCCGGAAGGACUCGCCGGUGGUGAACUCAUGGACCGGUGCCGUGCUCAAUCUGUUCGAUUCGGUACACAGAUCUUCACUGAAACUGUAAGUAACGUUGAUUUCUCUGCUAGUCCUUUCAAAGUCAUGUCCGAUGAAAGGACUGUACUAGCAGACGCUGUCAUUAUCGCUACUGGUGCUGUUGCCAAGCGGCUUGAAUUUCCUGGAUCCGGCGACGGCGCAAAUGGAUAUUGGAAUCGCGGGAUCUCGGCUUGUGCUGUGUGUGACGGCGCAGCUCCGAUCUUUCGUAACAAGCCUUUGGCGGUGAUCGGUGGUGGAGAUUCAGCAAUGGAAGAAGCUACAUUUCUGACGAAAUAUGGUUCGAAAGUGUAUAUAAUUCAUAGGAGGGAUGAAUUUAGGGCUUCGAAGAUUAUGCGAAAUAGGGCAUUGAGUAACCCUAAGAUAGAGGUGAUUUGGAAUUCUGCUGUGGUGGAGGCAUAUGGGGAGAAGUCUUUGGGUGGAUUAAAGGUGGAAAAUGUGGUUACUGGAGAGGUAUCAGAUUUGGAGGUUUCGGGUUUGUUCUUUGCUAUUGGGCAUGAACCUGCUACCAAAUUUUUGGAUGGACAACUGCAGUUGGAUGCUGAGAGGUAUGUUGCAACCGUGCCAGGGACGACAAAGACUAGCGUUAGAGGUGUAUUUGCUGCUGGUGAUGUGCAAGAUAAGAAGUACCGGCAAGCCAUCACUGCUGCUGGUUCAGGAUGCAUGGCAGCGUUGGAUGCAGAGCAUUAUUUGCAAGAACUUGGAGCCCAAGAAGGGAAGAGUGAUUGAUAGCAUGGCAGCCUAGCCACGAAAGAAUCGGUAUUUGCUUAAAUUCCGCAUCUGUUCAAAUAAAUUAUUGUUAUCAUGAAUUUAUCGACAAGAAAAAACAUUUUUGCAACGAUUUACAAACCUUAGGGCCAUCCUUGGUACCUCAAGGUUUGGAUGAAUUUGAUGGAUACAAUGGCUAGCAUUUGCUUUAUUGCAAUUCUAUCAUGUGAUCAGUC